GUCAGGUGCCACCAGUGGUCGCUAGUGACCACUGCACGCGAGGCAGCAUGCGUUCUACGUUCACCUACUUGCAAGCGCCCAUUUGCACUCGCUCGGAGUAAGCGUUCGCUAGGCCUUUUCUCGUGCAUAGAAGCGUGCGUAGAGUACUGUGUCUUCCCACUCUGGGCCUCGAGCUUGCUCAUCCCGACCAUGGAGGAGAGCGACCAACAACAGCCGCAACUGCUGAGCGUCUGCAUGGAAGGCGAGCAGGAGAUGGUGAUCCAUGUGGAGAAUGCCAGAAGCUUACAGGGAACCACAUUAGUGCCUGUGCAGGUGAUCCCAGACGUGUCAGCGAUUCCCCGCAGUGGUGGUAUUGAGUGGAACAGCCGGGAGAGCAAGGUCCUUCUGGAGCACUACGUGCGCUAUGUCCCUCAAGUUGGCCCGGACAAGAAGUUCCGCAGCAAGAAGGACAUGUUCAAGCGCAUUGCCGAGCACAUUUUUGAAGAGACAGGCAAGCCACGCACGGGAGAGCAGUGCGAGAACCGGUACAAAACUAUCAUGCGCCGCAAGAGGCGCAAUGGAGAAGGGAGCACCACUGGACUCACCAGGGCCCGCAUUCUCCUGCAGAAGGCAGCUGCAGGAGAGGACAAGGAGGAGGAGGAGGAAGAGCACAUAAUGGAGGAAGAAGAACCAGAGAUUGAAGACGAGGAAGGUCAGUGCAAGAAGGAAGAGUCACAGCAGGAGGAGGCCGAGGACGACGAGCCAGAGCUGCUGGCAGAACUGGCUGCCAUGGGUGAUGACGAGCAGCGGAUGAUCCGACGAAGUUCGAGGAGGCGCAAGAAUGCUUCGACGAUCGACCAGCAGCUGCUGCUCGACCGGCUGCACGAACUGCACGAGCAGCGCGAACGAAGGCGGGACGAGCGGGAACGCCGCAGGGACCUCAGGCACGCCGAGCAGAUGAGCCUGCUCCGAAGGAUCCUCAGUGUGCUGGAGCGGCAACCGCUUACGGUGUCAUCGACCGCAAGACGAGUGUCUGCGACUCACCGGUGACAUCUGCCGUCCACCACCGUGUGCGUUGAAAAAUGUGCGAGUGCUGUAUUUACGUCUUGCUGAUGUUGUAGCUAUGAACUACAUCGAUGACAAAUGAACCUUAUCUCAUAGAAGCUUGAGUCUUUUCGUUGGUUGCUAAUAAGAACCAUGGCAAGUUUUCUGUGCUGAUUGUUUUUUGUGUUGCUAAAAUGUCUUGCUUCAUGGUUUAGCUUGACCUCUCACGUAGAAGUGUACAGCUGGCCUAGUAUGUGUUCCACAGUCUGAUGAAACACUGAGCUUAUAUUCACAUGCACCGAAAGGUCUGAAUUCUUACUGCGUUUUGCUGGCCUCAUGUGCUAGAUUAGCUGAAGCCACGUGCAUCAUACUCCUGAGUGGUCAGUGUUAUAACCAGCAUGGUUUAAUAUUCAAAACUGAAGUUAUUGUUUAUGACAAACUGAGUUUUGACGGCAGGUUUUAAUUAAUGUGAGGGCAGGCAGCUUUCUGUGGACACUAGUCGAUGUUCUCGUUUAAACAAGUUUCUCUUUUGAAGUUAUUUCUAGUCUAUUUGUUUGGCGCUUUGGACAUUGCAGAAAAGAAGGCAUACCUGUUUUGAGGCACAUUGAAGUCACCGGGAAAUAUUACUGUCAUUUUGUGUAUGAGUACUUUGAAGUGCUGCAUUGGUACUCACUCCAUUUGUUUCAAACCUUAUAAGGGCAAAAAGACUACUGUUGAUGUGUAUCAAGCAGCAUAGAAUGGUCAGCCUUUUGUUUUGCCUUCCUGCAACAGGCUGUGUUUGUGGCAUUGUAGAUAAAGUUCUGUACAUAACUA
Molecule: messenger RNA, 1836 nt
Organism: Rhipicephalus microplus (southern cattle tick)
Lineage: Eukaryota; Metazoa; Arthropoda; Arachnida; Ixodida; Ixodidae
Source: RefSeq, a predicted model, not a curated record